CCCCCUCGAAACGCGACUGGGAUAGUUUGAGAGUAGCGAUUAGGCGGGUUUUAUUGCUCGAAACCUGGCAACCCUGUCUAGCAUCACGCAUGCGCAGUGAGAUUUCCUUAGCAUCUGGCGCCAAACUCAAGCUGCUCGACCGGAACAUGUCUAAAAAGAAAGGACUCAGUCUGGAGGAGAAGAGGAGUCGUAUGAUGGAGAUAUUUUUUGAAACCAAAGAUGUGUUUCAGCUGAAAGACAUGGAAAAGAUCGCCCCCAAGUCCAAAGGAAUCACUCCCAUGUCGGUGAAGGAGGUGUUGCAGAGUCUGGUGGAUGAUAACAUGGUGGACACCGAGAGGGUGGGCACCUCCAACUAUUUCUGGGCGUUCCCCAGUAAAGCCCUGCACGCCCGAAAACGCAGAUUGGAAGAACUGGAGACACAACUUGAGGAUGGGAAUCAGCGUAAAAAAGCGCUUCAGCAAGCAGUUGACAAAGCCAAAGUGGGACGUGAAGUUAAUGAGGAGAGACGGGAUCUCCUGAAGGAGCUCUCAGCACUGAAACCUCAGCGAGAUCAGCUGAAGGCUGAGCUGGAGAAGUACAGAGAGUGUGAUCCGCAGGUGGUGGAGGAGAUCCGUAAAGCAAACAUUACAGCAAAAGAGGCCGUGUCCAGGUGGACGGAUAAUGUUUUUGCAAUCAAAUCCUGGGCCAAAAAGAAGUUCGGCUUUGAGAACAGCAACUUGGACAAAGCCUUCGGAAUCCCUGAGGACUUUGACUACAUGAACUGAUCAGAGACUCGCCAGAUCUCAGGACUGUUUGAUCUGUUUUCCCGUGAUGCUCUUACAGCAGUUCGUUGUGUUUCGUUAUCAGUUCUGCAUGUUCGAGACUAAGCUGAGACUUCUUUACGUUGUGAAGAGUCUGCCACUCCCGUUAAAUUUUAGCCUCGUCAUGUCCAAGGAGAACUUCAAGACCGAUUUGUCAGCAUUGAAGGGUAAACACUGGUGAAAACGCUCCUGGAGUUAACCCUUGGCUGUCAGAGAUGCACUCUGUGUCUCUCAAUUCAAGGAAUUUAAUCACAGGUUAGAGACGCGUGAAAUUAAUCACCUGUGGGAAAAAAAAGUUGUAUGACGAGCAUGCAUUUGUUUCUGUAUGAAGUAGGGAUGUGUUAUGGAUUUGAAGUCACUUCAGAUGCUUUAUUCUUUGGUAGGCAUUGUUCACUAUUGAUCAUUUUUCACCGUGCACAUAUUUUUGUGUAUCUUGUAAAUAUGAAAAAUGGUCAGGAGCUUUGUGUAAUAUGGUUUAAUAAAUGUAGUUAUCAAGCAAA
Cyprinus carpio (common carp) is the source of this 1300-nucleotide messenger RNA. Its product is annotated as meiotic nuclear division protein 1 homolog. Gene Ontology annotation, molecular function: double-stranded DNA binding. Lineage: Eukaryota; Metazoa; Chordata; Actinopteri; Cypriniformes; Cyprinidae. The record is from RefSeq and is a predicted model, not a curated record. Gene Ontology annotation, biological process: reciprocal meiotic recombination. Gene Ontology annotation, cellular component: nucleus.